UUUUGUUUUUCGUAGUUUCAAGUAGAUAGAAAGAAUGGCAGAAAACGUCAACAUAACAGCACCGUUGAGGUCAUUUCAGUCCCACUUUGUUGUGGCUUCUAACGCAUAAGUCUGACAACGGCGUACUCCAAGAGCGUACUAUACUCCUCAACAUUCUCGAAAUUUGCGGAAAGCUGAAUGUUCUCCUACAAAGGAUUUCGCGGGUAAAUCUGCUAAGAUCUCCAUCAAUGAUUCCAUUGUCAAGGUAUUGCGCUGGCACGCCUUCGCAUUUCAAAAGGAAACGGCUCUUGAAUGGAUCCUUUCAUCUCCCAUGAUAACAAUCUUGAUGUGAGCGCUGCUAUCAAUGCAAAUGCUAAAGAACUCUGGGCUAUCUCCGCUGAGAUGAAAAAGACAGUUGCACACAAGAGAGCAAGCUUCAGCCACAGUAGUUUCAAGUGAUACUUCUGUCGUCUCGAUCUUGGCAUGUUUGGCAGCUUCGCCGAUUCCAGUGAAGCUAUAAUGAAUUCUUCAUAGUCAUGUAUUCUUGCCAUCAGUGGAGAUCAGGGGAAAACAAUUCCAUACAAAGAAAAUGGGAAGGUAACCCUAUCAUGCGAUCACCAUGUUGUUGUUGGAACUGUUGGAGCCGUUUCAUUUCGUCACUCCAAGACCAUCUUCGUCUAUCAAAAUCAGUCAAGGAAGGUACUAAGCUCACGUGCGAGCUUUCAAUGAUUGUUGCAAGGUUCAUUUCUGAGUACACCAUCUACUUGGCGUGCGCAGUAAUUUCGGAGCUUAUGAUAAUCAGCUCAGUUUCAAAAGGAUGUACGUGUGUGUCGAACCAGCUAUCGAUUGCAGCUGAACAUCAGAAGUCUCAUAAAACCAAGCCACACAAGUGCGAUGGGUGCGAUGGGUUCGUGAUCAAAACCAGGCUUUCAAAAGCUAUUGUAGCUCCAACGGCUGCUGCUAAUCGCUACCCAGUCCCGGCCAAAACGGCAUCGUGUAAAUGGUGUCUGAGAGUUUUUGUUGUACUUUACCGAACUCUUCCUCAUUUGAUCUUAUUCUAG
Molecule: messenger RNA, 1040 nt
Organism: Cylicocyclus nassatus
Lineage: Eukaryota; Metazoa; Nematoda; Chromadorea; Rhabditida; Strongylidae
Source: the annotation of a GenBank genome assembly